Molecule: messenger RNA, 858 nt
Organism: Colletotrichum godetiae
Lineage: Eukaryota; Fungi; Ascomycota; Sordariomycetes; Glomerellales; Glomerellaceae
Exons: 3
Coding region: 1-858 (285 amino acids)
Source: RefSeq, a predicted model, not a curated record
AUGGCUGCGCACCGUGGAGAGUGUGACGCAACUAAAUGCGUUCCAUUGUCAUGGUCGCCAGCGUGGUUCACGUCUAUGGUUCGCCCUCAUACUAUCUUGGACCGUAACCUCUCUCACACCGGGGUCUCACUAGUAUUACCUCCUGGACAGUUCAGAGCCAUCUUAUGCAAUACGAAGGAUCUCAAUACACUGAAGCAAGACCUUAGCUCAGCCCUUCGGGUGUUCCUGUUCCUCGUCUCGGACUCACUAGUGAUCAUAUUAAUUUCGGACAUGUGUAUAGUUCUCAAAUCCGAUUUCACUGUCUGCAGCCACGCAGAGGAGCUGGUCAUGAUAUGCCGGCACGCCAAGCCCCCAGAAGCAGACAGCAGACCACAAGCCCACAGACAACGUGAGCUCUGUGGCACACAAAGAAGAGGACGCUUCCAGAGGGAAGGAUUCUGUGCCAUGUGCAUCGACUUUUUCACACCCUACGACAUCACUCACUCGGCUAGUGUGCAGAAGUACCAGAGAUACAAGGCAGAAAAUGGAUGGACCCAACCCGUUCACCCAUCCAGAAUACCCCGCGACUAUCUCUUUCCAUAUAAGGUCAUCGUGGUGCCCCGCUCAGUCCACGUUCUCAGCAGUCAAGCCCGGGCGAAGCUGCAGGUCAACUCUCAAAAAUGGUAUAAAGGGAUUCAUACACCGACGUCGGUGGACUUUCGGCGCUGCAUCGAUGGGUUUCACUUGGAUGAGAAUGUAGCCCGAGGAUUAGUACUCAGAAAGCCACCAAAGGCGUUGACACCUGAAGUUUGCAUGAAAGAACUCCCGCCCCUGCCGAAUAGUGAAGCCAACAGCUCUGUUCGCCCCUCACAGAUUUAG